Boleophthalmus pectinirostris (great blue-spotted mudskipper) is the source of this 1339-nucleotide messenger RNA. RefSeq lists its product as uncharacterized. Lineage: Eukaryota; Metazoa; Chordata; Actinopteri; Gobiiformes; Gobiidae. The transcript is spliced from 10 exons. Bases 155 to 1339 code for a protein of 394 amino acids. The record is from RefSeq and is a predicted model, not a curated record.
GUUUUGUGUCUUGCUUUUAACUUGUUGCUUGUUGCUUCUAAAUUUACUUUGCUAAUUGUUCAUAGUUUAAAAUAAAUUAAUCAACGUGUUAUUUUACUAAACGUGGUGAAAAUUUAAAGUGAAAAAGUAAGAAUCCACAGAGGAAGGAGUAAACAUGGACUCAGAGUACAUAAAAAAGCACCUGGGACACUGUUUGGCAGAGGGUCUUGCUGAAGUGGCUGAGCAGCGCCCCGAUGACCCAAUCUUGUACCUCGCUCAUUGGCUUUACAAAUACAAGGCCAAUGUGAAAUAUGAGACACAGAAAAAGGCUGCAGCGGCUCAUAUGGAGGAAGAGUUGGCCAAAGCCAGAAAAGAAGCAUCACACCAGCAGAAGCUACAGGAGGAAGAGAGAAAGCUCAACGAGGAAUUUGAAAAGUCUAAACAGCAGUUACAAGAAACAACUGCAGUACCUGAUACACCUGCUCCUGAUACACAAAUAGAAAAAACUGAAGAAAAGACACCAGUGAAAGAUGACACAACAGUUAACGCAACCUCAAAAGACAAUCCAGACCAAAACAAAAUAAAAUCGGAAACUGACAAAGAUGCUACAGAGGUGACCCCAAGAGAUACUGAAAACAGACCACAAUCAGCUCCAGAAGGGGGCAGCACAACCCCAGAUUUACCUGUCAAUGCUGCAGAGACUGAGACCCAAGAGCAACCUAAAGAAGACCAGAAAGACGACCAGGCAGGAGAAAGUGAAGAACAGACAGAUAUUAUUAAGCAGGAAAGUGAACAAGCUGAGCCCAGUCUGACUGAAAAUGCAGUGGAUACAACAGCGGAGCAAACCAUCACGCAAGAGGAAACAAAAGAGGUGGAUACAAAACAGGUGGAUAAAGAUGAGGAGGAGCAAAGCAUUGAACCACCAGACAACGCUAAAGAUAAUGAAGAGGCCAAAACAACUGAACCUGCUGAAUCUUCAAAUACUGAUUUAAACCAACCUGAGAAGCAAGAAGAAAGUGAAAAUAUGUCAAAAUCUCCUGAUGAAGAAAUACCAGACAAGGAAAACGUCAACAAUGAUCAUGACAAACUCCAGGAAAAUGAACAACCAGAAGAAACUAUUUCUGCUGAAGAUAAUGAAGCGUCAAGUUCUAAAAUUCAACAGACUGAGGAAAAGGAAGUAGAUGUGAAACAGAAUGAACCCAUUGACAAUAAGGACAGCACACAGAAGGAGGAUGCAAUGGAUGGAGGUGCUAGCACUGAUAAACCUACAGAAGACUUCUCUCAAAUAGAAUUACACAAGGAGGAGGAUAAAAAUACAGAAGCCAUUUCACAUGAAGAAGAUAAGGAGGAAGUGCCAUAA